Messenger RNA from Myxocyprinus asiaticus (Chinese sucker), 7924 nucleotides. RefSeq names its product intermediate filament family orphan 2-like. Bases 405 to 1865 code for a protein of 486 amino acids. NCBI's taxonomy places the organism in Eukaryota, Metazoa, Chordata, Actinopteri, Cypriniformes, Catostomidae. The transcript is spliced from 9 exons. The record is from RefSeq and is a predicted model, not a curated record.
ACGGUUCUGUGAUUGAGAGGCCAAACCGACCAAAACACGAGUGAAUGGAGAGUUUGACGCGUCCGCAGCGCGUCUUGCGUUAUUAUCAAUGAGAUGAGCCGCAGAACUCCAGCUGUCCCAGAGUCUCACAUCCAGAUAAUGAGCUGACAUACACAUACCAGCUACCGGACACCGCUACAGCUGGGUGUGCGCCGUUAUUCCUGCUCAUUUCCAUGGACAAAAUGAUGCUUUUUGCAGAAAGGAUAGACAGAUAGUGACUGCAUUGUUUGUUUCUACUCAGUCAAUGAUAUUUGGAGGUUUUUACGCAUGUGGAUUGAAUGGACAGAUCAACUUUAGAGAGUGGUUGAAUGCUUUGAAUCUGAAAUAACUCGUUCUAGCUCACUGAUAUCGUGUUUUAUGAAAAGAUGAACUCGAUGUUGUUUGGGGAAGGUUUUUUGGGCGGUAUGGUGAGCGGUGCGCCACCGGACGCGGUGCCGAGAGCGCUGCGCAACGACCUGGGCUCCAACAUCCACGUUCUCAAGACCCUCAACCUGCGGUUCCGCUGCUUCCUCGCCAAAGUUCAUGAGCUGGAGAGAAGGAACAAACUCCUGGAGAGCCAACUGAAGCAGGUCUCUGAUAAACCGAGGUAUCCGGGCUUCACGUUUACGCGAGAAGUGGCUGUCCAGACGGACUCGCUGGAAUCGCGACUUCCAGGCACCAUCUGGAGUUUUACGCAUGUUUUGAGACAGGGGGAGUGCGUGAAGACCGUGCAGGGGCCCGGAGUCACCUGGACCCAUCCGGACGGGGUAGGGGUCCAAAUUGACACCAUCACCCCAGAACUAAGAGCCAUAUAUAAUGUUCUGGCCAAAGUCAAACGGGAGAGGGAUGAGUACAGGAGAAAAUGGGAGGAGGAGCUGUCGAGAAGAGAACAGAUGGAGUCAAUGGUACAGACGCUGCAGGAGAACGUCCAGGAGUCUGAAGCGAUUCAGGACGAGUUGAACGAGAAGGUAGAAAGACUGAAAGCUGAACUGGUGGUCUUCAAGAGUCUCAUGAGUGAUCAAAUGUCCGACCUGGACUCAAAGAUUCAGGAGAAGGCCAUGAAGGUGGACAUGGACAUCUGCAGGAGGAUUGACAUCACAGCCAAACUGUGUGACGUAGCUCAGCAGCGGAACUCAGAAGACAUGUCCAAGAUGUUCAACGUCAGUCCAUCCAGAGCGCCAGCAGACAGAAUGGCUGUGGUGUGCAGAAAGAAGGAAAAGAAACCGUUAUCUGAUGAGGAAAGCUCUGAGAUGGAUGCAGAUCCUAGCACCUCAGAAGACGACGUCCCCUUUAACAUCACAGAUGAGAUGAAACGCAUGCUCAACCAGCUACAUUGUUCAGAUAACUCAUUUGUUGCUAGGCGGGAGACAUUCGAUAUCGAUGAUGACUGUGACAGUUUGACGUGGGAAGAGAAUGACGAUACGCUGUUGCUAUGGGAGGAUUUCACAAACUACAACGUGCCCUGUGCACUUAACGACAACGGUGCUUUAGACUGCAAUGGGGACGCAAACGAUCCUAGCUCUCAGGAUGGCAGUUUGGGGAGUCUUAUAGAUGAGACAGAAUCUCUUUUCAAGAACAGAGAGCAGGAAUACCAGAAGACAAUCGGACAAAUUGAGAUGGAGUUGGCCACAGCUAAGAGUGACAUGAAUAGACACCUGCAUGAGUAUAUGGAGAUGUGCAGUAUGAAACGAGGACUGGACGUUCAGAUGGAGACAUGCAGGAGAAUGAUAAAGGGUGGCAGAAAUUCUCCUUCCUUCAGCUCCACCGCGAGCAGUGACUCAGGGAACACUGACGAGAUAAAAGAAGAGUUGGACAAGGACGGAGAGACGGAUGGGUCAAUCAGCUGAAACCUGCCCAGCCUGGCCCCGCCUCUCCUUUCCCCACUGUGCUCCAAUCAGCCCUCGGGCCUCGCAGCAUUCGAUCAAUGGUGUUCAGCGGUUCCAGUCCAUUGAUAUCUAAGGGACAGGGCCCAAAAAAGCUCCAUAAACUGAAAAUCCUGUAGGUGCUUUAAUGUCUCUGUGUCAGACUGAGGCGGAGCUCAUGAGAGUUGUUUUUGUGCUUCAUGUGUGCUAGACAGUGAUACUGAUGUGCUACAAGGUGCCACCGCUGUGCAGUGCUCAAUGCUAAUGUCACAAGGCAGCGUAACUAUGAAUCAAAACUAUCCCAACCAUCAUCGACAACAUACAUCACAGAGUACACUAGGGUGACCUUCAGAGAGCACCUUAGGUGACAGGGAAGGAAUUUAAUGUAUUUUCUGAAAUAGUUUUUCUAUUCUUUAUAAUAGUUUGCAUUCCCUCACAAUAAAUUUUGCAUUUCUUUGCAAUAGUUUGUGUUCCCUAGCAAUACAUUUUGCAUUCUCUCACAAUAAGUUUUGUGUUCCCUCUAAAUAGUUUGUGUUCCCUCUCAAUAACUUUGCGUUUCAUCGAAAUUGUUUGCGUUCCCUCACAGUAAGUUUUGCAUUUCCUUGCAAUAAGUUUUAUGUUCCUAAGCGAUAUUUUGCAUUCCCUCACAGUAAGAUUUGCGUUCCCUCACGAUAAGUUUUGCGUUCCCUCGCGAUACGUUUUGUGUUCCUAAGCGAUAUUUUGCAGUCCCUAACAGUGAUACCAUGAUAUUCAUGGUAAAAACCAUAGUAAUAAUACAGAAAAAAUCUGUACUUAAAGGCAACAGACACUCAUAUAGAAUGACAAUUUAAAACAGUGACAUAUGCCAGCUUCCGGCUGCAGCUAUGAUAACUGUUCUUCCCCCCCAGGCAUCAAUUGUCGCUACGAACUGCCAACUAUCCGGUGUUGUCUAUUCAGUGUGUAUGCCGCCAUUACUACAACACUAUUGCCACGCCAUUUAUAAAGGGAGCGUGGGAUCGGAAUCUACUGUAACCACUCUAGCAAACAGGACUACCGUAAACCCAGGCACAGUCAUAUCUAUCACAAUAGUUUGGGUUUUUCCUGCAUUAUUAUUUUGAAUAUCAUAGUUAUAAUAAAAUUACUGUAGUAAAACCAUAGAAAAUGUGUGGUUAUGGUUUUACUACAAAUACCACAGUUGAUCUGUAGUUGUUGUAGUAAAACCCUUGUCAAUUUUGUGGUUACUAUGGUUUUACCACAAAUGCUAUAGUUCAUCUAUGGUUACUGUAGUAAAACCAUGGUUAAUUUUCAUCAGGGAUGGAUACAGCUAUAGCAAGGAAACCCAAAACAACUGAAAGGGAACACCAAACAAUUGUGAGGGAAUGCAAAACUAUUUCAGAAGAUAAAUUCCCUCCCUGUCCUCUAAGGCAGUGGUUCUUAACCAGGCGAUCGGGACCCUUUAGGGGGCCUCAGCACACUUCCAGGGGGGACUGAAGAUCCCUUAAAUUAUUUAAAAUAAGGUAGAUUAUUAUAAUUUUUAUAUAAUUAUUAUAAUUCAACUUACUGAAAAUGCAAACAAACAAACAAAAAAAAAAAAAACUCCCUUUUACAGCUUGAUUUUUAUGAAGAACAUACAGUUCUAGACAUUUCUGGAAUCACAAAAUGUAUCAUGAUUAAUUGUUUUAAUCUAUUCACACGUAGUUUUUUACAUUAAAAUAAAUUUGAAAAACAAGCUUUGUCAUCAUUACAGUAGAAGUAUCUGAGGAAAUAUCUUAUAAUAGAUGUAUCUUAUAAUAUGAAUAUCUAAUAGCCUACAUUGGGGGCCUUUGAAUAUUUUCUCUGACAAUGGGGAGCCUUGGAGUGAAAAAGGUUGAGAACUACUGCUCUAAGGGGCUCCGUGAGGACCAAAUGACCAUCCGUUUAAAGUGUUUAUUUAUAGCAGUCAAACUAGCUAAGACUAAUUAUCUGGACAAAUCGUAAAUAGCUCGUAAAAUUGAGACUCUCCUGAAUUUAUCAGGGCGUCUGUUCACCCUAGCAUACACAUCACAUUUUGUCGAAAACAAAACAACAAAAAAAAAGAAAUGUUUGUUUUAUGUUAUUUGAGUGAAACACAAGAUUGAAAUCUUAUUCUAUCAGAUAAGUUUUUUAAUGUGUUAGACCAAAUACUGACUUAAACCACAUUUUCUUUUUCUCUCUCUUUUUAUAAAAACUAUUUAAAAAAAUCAGCUGCUUUCUGCUGUAGAGUUUUUGCCUUUUUAAGCCUCUCGUUAUAAAAGCAAACCCAGAUAUGAAUGUGGACACAACAAGUGAUACGCAGGUUCUAUGCAAUCAGUCGGCCUUAUUUCAAAACUCUGUGACCUGUGUUUAUUAAUUGCCUUAGUUUGCUAUGCAGGUGAUUUCAUAUGUUAUGUGUUUUAAAGUGUUGAUGAGGCACAAUAGUUAUGCACUUAAUGGCAAAAUCUGUGGAACAGUGCCCCAUCGUUUUGAGUGGCUACCAAUGAUGUUUAAACCUUUUUCAAGGGUUACACAUGUCAAUAUCUCAAAUUUUAAAGAGUUAUAUGUGCCUAUAUACGUUGCAAGCUCAUUUUGGAUGGCCUUACUACUUUUCACUACUUUUUAAACUUGCACUCAAGAACAAUACCUUGGUUUUUGAUGGGACAGUAUGGGAACUUACUUGAUCGCUAAUCUGUAUAGUCUCUGUUGGAGGAGUUUUUGGGUGGAGGUUUUGUUUAUGUGUUGGGUGUACCUGAAACUCAAUCUCAAUAUUUUUUUUACCCCAAAACUUAGUGAGCUGCUUACAGCAGCACCAUUUUAGACAUCAUAGGCAUGUUCCCGACACAAAGGUUGUUCUGAAAAGCGACAUCUUAAAUAUGUUGCCUCAUAUGGCACCUUGUUUAAGCCAAAGUGUAAGGCAGCACUACAUCCCAGAUAGCACACGUGCAUCUCUGAGAUGUCUAAGAGCAUUUCAUCUGAAAGCAUUGCAUUCUAAUGAAUAUCUGCUAAACAUCUUAAAAAGAUCAGAUUUACAAACAUUCUAAAUCAUAAACGUCUCAAAGACAUCUGAUGAAUGUCGUAUUGACAUCCGAGAGGAAACGCCUUAUUGGUAUAUUCCAGAUGAGCAAACAACCAAAAAAAUACAUCUUCCAGAUGUAAACACAGAUAUCAAAUAGACGUCUAGGUUAUGUACAUGUGCUAUCAGGGUACCUAGAUAGCACACAUACAUCUCUGAGAUGUCUGUUUUAGAUCUUUUCAUCUUGAAUGCAUCACAAUCUAAUUAACAUCUGCUAAACAUCUUAAAAAGAUCAGAUUUACAAACAUUCUAAAUCAUAAACGUCUCAAAGACAUCUGCUGAAUGUCUUAUUGACAUCUGAGAGGAAACGCCUUAUAGGUGUAUUCCAGAUGAGCAAACAACCAAAAAAUAUGUCUUCCAGAUGUAAACACAGAUAUCAAAUAGACGUCUAGGUGAUGUAUGUGUGCUAUUAGGGUAUUCAUAAACGUCUCAAAGACAUCUGCUGAAUGUUUUAUUGACAACUGAGAGGAAACGUCUUAUAGGUGUAUUCCAGAUGAGCAAACAACCAAAUAAUAUGUCUUCCAGAUGUAAACGCAGACAUCAAAUAGACAUCUGGGUGAUGUACGUGUGCUAUUAGGGUAAACAUUCUUAAUCAUAAACAUCUCAAAGACAUCUGCUGAAUGUCUUACUGACAUCUGAGAGGAAACAUCUUAUAGGUGUAUUCCAGAUGAGCAAACAACCAAAAAAUAUGUCUUCCAGACGUAAACACACAUCAAAUAGACAUCUGGGUGAUGUACGUGUGCUAUCAGGGUAUUCAUAAAGGUCUCAAAAACAUCUGCUGAAUGUUUUAUUGACAUCCGUGAGGAAACGUCUUGCAGAUGAGCAUACAACCUUAUUUAUGGGCUAUUAUUUUUAAGCUUAACAGAGUAUUGUGUAGUUAGCUUAGCAAAAUGCUGACUCUAAUGCAUUCACUUGUGAUUUGCAAUUUGUGGGGAAAGCGAAGUGACUACUUAUGUAGAGCUUUCCAAAACAACGCACUGAAGGUUAGAACGUUGCUUUUCACCCUGUCUACAUCGGACGCGAGCAGCGCGACUCGUCGCGUCAAAACCACAUCGCUCCCAGUGUAAUCAAUGAAGCAGUCAACACUAGAUGCGACCGUCGCGCUGGACAUCCCGUUCUGUGUCUGAUGCACUGCGUCGACAUCGGUCGCGUCCGGGUGUUAGAAGUGUAGAAGUUAGCUGCCUAUGUAGGAUGUAAGGCAGCUCACUAGGUUUUGGAACAGAAUGCUAUCAAUUUAAUAAAUGUAUGCAGAGAUAAAGUACAAAAGAGUAGGAUAGACUGGACUGGACUGGAAUGUGACAAGUUGCAUUUUAGCCCAUUAUGGCGAGCAAGGGCACUGUUCCAUACAGAUUCGAGGGCUGUUUUCUUGGAUGUACUGUAUCUAUAAAUAUGACUUGUGUUGGUAUGCUCAACCUAUGUGGCCUUUUUGUUUGUCUUGCUUGGUGUCAUUUGGCUAUUUCUAUUUUGAAUUUUUAUGUUGUAUGUUCUUGGGUCAAAAAAUAUUUUGUUUAUACAUAUUAUUUUAAGCAUAUUAAUCAGAUAUUUGGGGAAAUUUGAAAUGAUUAGUGAUUGGUGAUUUAAUUAUAAACUCAAAAUAUGGUAGCAGAGGUUUAUAUAUAUAUAUAUAUAUAUAUCAGAUAAGGUGGUGGGCAGGAAACAUGUUCAGAAUUAUUAUUGUUUAUUUUAGAGCUAAUUGUCACUCACAAUGACGAUUUCAUAUAAAUUAAGUCGUCAGGAGAUCAUAUCAUGGAUAUGAAAAAAAAACUGGCAUUUGAAUUUUAUUUUAAUUUAUAUAUAUAUAUAUAUAUUAUAUUCAGGGUAGUCAGGGCUUAUAUGGAUGCUUUCCCCUGGAAAAUGAAACAUGGACUAAUAGAGUUGAAGGUGUAUUUUGGUUGUUUAUUGAAAAUCAAGCUAAUUUUUUGUCCUCUUUGAAUCUGAACCCACAACAUGUGUCAUAUGUUUCAUCUCAAGAUACAUUUUAUGAUUUUUAAACAAAUGCAUGAAAAAAGGGCACAGCAGUGUACAGAAGGUGUGAGUUCACCGCAAGAUAACUUUAUACAUGCCGCAAAAAAGCUGUAUGUCACACAAAACCAUGCUUAACACAAAUUCUAAAAUGGAAAAAGUGCAUAGCGCAUCACAUGUUUUCCAAUUUAAUUCAGUUAUGUAUUUGAAAGAAACUCUGAAAGAACAAAAUGGGGCAAGUGACACUGCUGUCAUAUUUUUUUUUUUUGUCAUUUUAAAGCACAAAAUGGCAAGGGCAGAUUUCUAUAAAUCAUGCAGCUGCCCUGAUGGAGUCUUUAAUAGUAUCAUGCGUGUAGAAGUUUGUCUGUGAACAUAAAUACAUUGCAUUAGCUUAACACAUUAAGAUGCCUUUAUAACUGAAUGUACAAAAUCACAGAUGAGCUGUAGAGAAUGUAAUUUUUGUGCUCCAUUGGGACACACAUCAGCAUUUCUAACGCAACAGAAUUUCAGUUGACUUCAUUCUUAAUCAUGAUGCAUUAUUGAACGCUUUUAUUUUAAACGUAUGACUUAAUUUGGACAAAGGUCGGGUUUUGCCCAAAUGCCAAGCUGACUACAUAAUGACACUGCACAAUUAAACAAUUGUUUUUGAAUUCCUAAAUGUUUAGUAUUGAAUUCCUAAUGAAGUCCAUUAGACCCCCUAUCAUCAAAUGACACUUAAAACAAGUCAUUAAACCAGCAUCAGCCAGUCUUACAGAAAGCCUACUUUUAAUUUGUGAGUAUGAAAGUUAGGUGGACUGUAUCCUUCUCAUAUCCUCAGUCUUGGUUUUAUUUUUUGCUAUUAUAAUAUAAAUGUUUUGUUAUUUGGAAAUAUAAUUAUACAUUAGAUUUAUGUUUGGUCUUUGUUAAAACGUUUGUUUAUGCUUCAUAUGAGUAUACCUUUGAAUUUGGUGUGUGAGCUCUUGGUGUAUGUUUCAAAAUAAUAAAUGUAAUUGGUGCUGGGGUCAAAAAACAAUAAAAAAUUAUUUGUUCUUUUGGG